GUUGGUGUAUUACCUCAUUCACAGUUUUUAUUGUGAUGGACCUCUUCAUCCCUCCCCGCUGUGACCUCUCCCUCUUCAUCCCUCCCUAUAUAUACCCUUCUUGCGACUUUUUCUCUCUGAGCUGAAAUUAAAGCCUACGAAAACCAAACCCAGUACCUCCCCAUCUGAGAUGUGAAGAUGAAAACUCUCAAUAGCCCCCACUAUCACCACCACUACCACUCUCUCACCUCAAACAAACUCUUCUUAUAUGUCACACUACUCUCUCUAAAAGCUUCAUCAGCGUCCAUUAAUGGACUCUCCAAAGACUCACAGCAACUUCUGAACUUCAAAGCUUCACUUUCAAGUCCAAACACACUCCAAAACUGGCAUUUCAACAAAAACCCAUGUAAUUUCACUGGAGUAUUAUGCAGAGAUUCUAGAGUAUCGUCAAUAGAUCUGAGCUUUGUUCAUCUAAAUCUCGAUUUUGGAUCUGUUUGUUCUUUUCUGAUUACUCUUCCCAAUUUAGAGACCCUUUCGUUGAAGAGCACAAACCUCACUGGUUCGCUCAAAUGGGUUGCUAAAUCUCGAUGCAGUGAGUCUCUCAGCUCGAUAGAUGUAGCCGAAAAUGGCCUCUCGGGUUCGAUUUCGGAGCUCUCCAGCUUGUCCUCUUGCUCGAGCUUGAGGACUCUGAACCUCUCCAAGAACAACCUCGAUUUCACAGUUGUUGCCUACGCUGAUCUAAACCUCAAUUUAGAGUUUCUUGAUCUCUCCAACAAUCGGAUUUCCGGCGAAAGCGUCCUCCCCUGGCUGUUCUCUGGUGGCUGCGGCAACCUCCGAUACUUGUCCUUGAAGGGGAACAAAGUCGCCGGAGCUAUUAUUCCGGUAUCUAAGUGUCUUACCUUGGAACAUCUCGAUCUCUCUCAGAACAAUUUAAGCUCAACUUUUCCUACUUUCAGCGACUGCUCUGUUCUGCAGCAUCUUGACUUGUCGUCGAACAAAUUCUCCGGCGACAUUAGCACCGUCCUCUCCGGCUGCAAGAGCCUGAGUUUCUUGAACCUCACCAACAACCUGUUUUCGGGUCCCAUUCCGAAGAUUCCGAGUGGGAGCAUAGAGCUGCUGUACCUCUCCGGCAAUGAUUUUCACGGCGAGAUACCAUGGUAUGUCACUGAUGUAUGUUCGAGCUUAGUAGAGUUGGAUAUUUCUGAGAACAAAUUGUCUGGUACUGUUCCUGAAAGCUUUAGUUCAUGCUCUUCUUUGCAACUUUUUGACAUCUCUAGUAACAACUUCUCUGGUGAACUACCAAUUGAUACCCUUCUCAACCUCACCAAUUUGAAGACUUUGGUGUUGUCAUUCAACAAUUUCGAUGGUGGGUUGUCUGAUUCACUCUCCAAAUUGCCAUAUUUGGAGACUUUGGAUUUGAGUUCUAAUAAUCUUUCUGGUUCUAUUCCAUGGGAACUUUGUGGUCAAGACCAUGGAAAGAGCUUGAAAGUGCUCUAUCUUCAGAACAAUAAUUUCAAUGGUCCAAUCCCAGAGAGUCUGAGUAACUGUUCGGAGUUGGUUUCGCUUGAUCUGAGCUUCAAUUUCCUCAAUGGGACGAUUCCGUCUAGCUUAGGGUCGCUGUCGAAGCUGAAAGAUUUGAUCAUUUGGUUGAAUCAGCUUCAUGGGGAGAUACCAAAUGAGCUUAUGUACAUCCAAACACUGGAGAAUUUGAUUCUUGAUUUCAAUGAAUUGGAGGGUACAAUUCCAGCUGGUUUGGGGGAUUGUACUAAUUUGAAUUGGAUUUCCUUAUCGAACAACCGGUUGAGUGGUGAAAUUCCGGCCAGCCUUGGCCGGUUGGCGAAAGUUGUGAUCAUCAAGCUCGGAAACAACUCGAUCAAUGGAAGCAUCCCACCGGAGCUGGGAGAUUGUCGUAGCCUACUAUGGUUGGAUCUCAGCACCAAUAAGUUGAGUGGGACUAUUCCUCCUGCUUUGUUCAAACAAUCUGGCAAUAUUUCAGUGUCAUUGCUCACCGGAAAGCGAUAUGCUUAUAUCAAGAAUGAUGGUAGUAAGCAGUGUCAUGGAGCUGGGAAUUUGCUUGAGUUUGGAGGAAUCAGACCGGAACAGUUGAAUAGAAUCUCUACGAAGCAUCCCUGCAACUUCACUAGAGUGUACAAUGGCUUUAUUCGGCCCACUUUCAAUCACAAUGGGUCGAUGAUUUUUCUUGACCUUUCUUACAAUAUGUUGGAUGGUAGUAUUCCAAAGGAGCUUGGGUCCAUGCACUAUCUCUCUGUAUUGAAUUUGGGGCACAAUGAUCUCUCCGGUUCUCUUCCUGAAGAACUUGAUGGCUUGAAUAAUGUAGCCAUUCUUGAUCUGUCCUAUAAUAGGUUUAAUGGGUUGAUUCCACAAUCCUUGACUAGCCUUUCAUUGCUUAGCGAGAUUGAUCUGUCGAACAACAAUUUCUCUGGGAUGAUUCCUCAAGUGCCUCCAUUUGAUACACUUCCGGUUUCCGGAUUCAUGAAUAAUUCAGGCCUUUGUGGCUAUCCUCUUCCAACUUGCGGGACUUCUAACUCCGGAAACAGCCAGCAUCAGAAGUCUCACAGGAGACAAGCAUCUCUUGCAGGGAGCGUGGCGAUGGGACUGUUGUUCUCCCUAUUCUGCAUCUUUGGUCUGAUAAUAAUUGCCGUUGAAACCAAUAAAAGGAGGAAAAAGGAGGCGGCUUCUCUCGAAGCUUAUAUUGAUGGUCAUUCCCAUUCAGGUACUGCAACUACCGCAUGGAAGCUACCCAGUGUUCGGGAGGCAUUGAGCAUCACCCUGGAGACAUUUGAAAAGCCCCUUAGGAACCUCACUUUUGCUGAUCUUCUUGAAGCCACGAAUAGGUUCCACAUUGACGGCCGUAUAGGCUCGGGUGGCUUUGGUGAUGUCUACAAAGCCCAAUUGAAAGAUGGUAGCAUUGUAGCAAUCAAGAAACUAAAACACAUUAGUGGGCAGGGUGACCGGGAAUUCACUGCUGAAAUAAAAACCAUUGGGAAGAUCAAGCAUCGAAACCUCGUUCCUCUUUUGGGGUAUUGCAAGGUGGGAGGAGAAAGGCUUUUGGUUUAUGAGUACAUGAAGUAUGGGAGCCUAUUCGAUGUUUUACAUGACCGGAAGAAUAUUGGGAUCAAAUUAAAUUGGGCUGCGAGGAGGAAAAUUGCGAUUGGGGCUGCAAGCGGAUUAGCAUUCCUUCAUGAUGAUUGCACUCCUCGUAUAAUUCACAGGGAUAUGAAAUCGAGCAAUGUACUGCUCAAUGAGAACUUGGAAGCUAGGGUUUCUGAUUUUGGUAUGGCACGGCUCAUGAGCGCGGUGGACACACACUUGAGUGUCAGCACACUAGAAGGCACUCCUGGUUAUGUCCCUCCUGAAUACUACCAGAGCUUUAGAUGCUCAACGGAAGGCGAUGUUUACAGCUAUGGUGUAGUGUUGCUUGAGUUGUUAACCGGGAAACAACCAAUAGAUUCAUCUGAUUUUGGUGACAAUAAUCUUGUGGGGUGGGUGAAGCAGCAUGCCAACAUGAAAAUAAGUGAUGUCUUUGAUCCACGGCUAAUGAACGAAGAAGUCCCCGGCUUAAGGAUUGAGCUGCUGCAGCACCUGAAGGUAGCUUGUGCAUGCUUGGAUGACCGACCGUGGCUACGCCCCACCAUGAUUCAAGUCAUGGCAAUGUUCAAGGAAAUCCAAGCAGGGUCCGGGAUUGAUUCCUCGUCCGCCAUUGGCACGGAUGAUCAAAGUUUUAGUGCAGUUGGAGGGAUAGAAAUGAGCAUAAAAGAGGACACUAAGCUGGGAAAGCAGUAGGUGAUGAAACUACUACAAUUUUCCAAAAAAUUCUUUGAAAAGGAAGAAGGGAGUGAAGAUUUAUUUAUUGAGCUCCCAAAUUUUCCCACUCUUUUACCAACUUUAAAAUGGAAUAAAAAUCUCUCUUGUAUAUUUGUAACAGUUCAUGUAAGUACCAUUAGUUAAUGUUGUUAAACAUAAAAAAAUUUGUUAAACUUGUUGUAACACUGGUACAUAUGGUAGCUUGAAUCUGUUGGAGUUGAUUUUGUUGUUAGUUCAUCUUUGAAACUUAACAUUGGAUUAAGAUCUAAUCCUCGAAAGAAGCUGUUGGAUCUAUGACCUCAUUGUUAGUGACAAAGUGAAGGGCUUUUUUGGUCCUUUCUUCAUGGUA
Messenger RNA from Cornus florida, 4153 nucleotides. Its product is annotated as systemin receptor SR160-like. The coding region runs from base 178 to 3783 and encodes 1201 amino acids. The transcript has a single exon. The record is from RefSeq and is a predicted model, not a curated record. Gene Ontology annotation, molecular function: receptor serine/threonine kinase binding; ATP binding; protein kinase activity. Gene Ontology annotation, biological process: protein phosphorylation. Lineage: Eukaryota; Viridiplantae; Streptophyta; Magnoliopsida; Cornales; Cornaceae.